Molecule: messenger RNA, 1071 nt
Organism: Penicillium paradoxum
Lineage: Eukaryota; Fungi; Ascomycota; Eurotiomycetes; Eurotiales; Aspergillaceae
Product: lipase/thioesterase family protein
Exons: 2
Coding region: 1-1071 (356 amino acids)
Molecular function (GO): hydrolase activity
Source: RefSeq, a predicted model, not a curated record
AUGUCGCUAUCCAAAGCAGAGCUCUCUCUGCAGGAGAAGCUGGACCUACUGCCAGCAGUGGCCUCUAUCAUCGCAGCGGCCUUCUAUGCUCUCCUGACUGGGAUUCGGCGCACCGAACGCCAAGCAACAACUCUAUCCCUGCAUACGGGAUAUGCACUGUUCCGUCAGGCCACCGCGCGUCUGAGCCCAAGUCAGAUGCAGUACAUCUUGCCAUCAUCCCACAAGAUCUAUGAAUUGUACCUGAAGAAAACGGGCGGACGGCCUGAAUCGGUCGAAUUGGGCGAUGGUGCUCUGGGGCACUGGCUGGGUGAUCGCAAUGCCGACAAUGUGCUAAUCUGGUUCCACGGAGGUGGUUUCGGGCUGCCCGCCCACAUGGGCUACUGGAAGUUCUAUGCGCAACUAGUGCGCGACCUCAAAGCAUCCGGGAAAAGUGUGGCGGUCUUUGGCAUCACGUAUACAUUGGCGCCGAUCGCUACCUACCCGACACAACUUCGACAGGCAGUGAGCUCCGUGCGGUAUAUCCUGUCGCAACCAAACCGCGACCCGGCAUCGAUCUUCCUCGGUGGUGACUCGGCAGGCGGGAACCUCGUUGGCGGGGUACUGUCACACCUAGCACAUCCACACCCGGAGAUCAAACCACUCCUGCUUAGUGCAAAUCUCGGCGGCGCGGUGAUGAUUGCACCGUGGACACUACUAGACACGACAUUUCCGGGGAUGGAAGUCUACCAUGGCGGCGAUAUUAUCACGACGGCGGUGGCAGGGCCGUGGGCGACAGCGUACAUCGGUCCGAGCAAACGAGACUAUUACACGGAUCUGUCGAAUGCGCCGAUGGGUUGGUUCACGAAGUUCCCGGUGAACUCGAUGCUGAUCACGGCCGGUGGGAAUGAGAUCAUGUUGCCUCUGAUCCAGGACUUUGCGACGAAGGUGAAGGCAGGGUUUGAGAAUGUGGAGCUGUUUAUUGGGCAUCGCGAGUGUCAUGUUGCGCCGUUCUCCAAUAUGGAGCUUGGGGAUGCGACGAAGACGGAGCAAGGGAAGCGGAUUGAGACUUAUUUAGGAGAGACGAUGGUUUAG